Messenger RNA from Arachis ipaensis, 2712 nucleotides. Its product is annotated as protein FAR1-RELATED SEQUENCE 5-like. Gene Ontology annotation, molecular function: zinc ion binding. The record is from RefSeq and is a predicted model, not a curated record. NCBI's taxonomy places the organism in Eukaryota, Viridiplantae, Streptophyta, Magnoliopsida, Fabales, Fabaceae.
AUGGGUCAAGAAUUUUCUCAUGAAGGGGUUAAUAGCGAGCAUACAUCAUAUGAUCAGUAUGAGCAGGAGGAAGAAAAAUAUGAGGAAGUUGACGUGGAUUAUAUGGAUGAGGACGACACAAGUGUGGAACUAAUGUUCGAUUAUCACGGCUUCGAUGAAGGGUAUAACAUUGACUCACUUGAAGACAUUGGGAUGAUUGAAUUUUGGAACAUCAGGGAUGAAGAUGUAUGUCAUUUUCACUUUUCUGAUGUCGACAUUGCAUUUGAGUUCUACAAUAGAUAUGCAAGGACAAGAGGCUUUAGUGCUCGGAAGAACAGGAGUAGGAAGAGUCGUGCGGGCGCACUUAAGUUGAAGAAUUUUGUAUGUCAUCGUGAAGGAUUUAGACUACAAAAUAGUUACUGCAUUGGAAACCUUAAGAGAAAACCUACACCCGAGACAAGGUGUGGCUGCAGUGCACUGAUGGAGAUUCGUGUAGAUGCACCUAGUGGUCGUUGGUUUAUUUCCUAUUUUUUUGAUGAACACAAUCAUCCGCUUCUGGAUCCUCGGUUGACUGGAUUGCUCCCUGGGCAUAGAUUCAUGUCCGAGGCUGAUAUUGGCCACAUGGUUAACAUGAAAAAGGGUGGGAUUAGUGUUGGGCAGAUAUAUCGGGCAUUAGCAAAUCAGGCAGGUGGCUACGAGUAUCUCUCUUUCACGCAAAGGGACAUGUACAAUAAAAUAGCAAAGCAGAGGCGCCAAUUACCCGGUGAUGCAUAUGCAGCUUUGAAGUAUCUAGAAGAUCAAGCAACAAAUGACCCUUCUCUCUAUUUUAAUCAUCACAUGGAUGCCGAUGGUACUUUGCGCAAUUUAUUCUGGUGUGAUGGCCUUAGUAGGGUAGACUACUCAUUAUUUGGCGAUGUGCUGGCUUUUGAUGCUACCUAUAAGAGGAAUAAAUAUAUGUGUCCACUGGUGGUAUUUUCUGGUGUCAAUCAUCACAAUCAAACAAUUAUCUUUGCUGCUGCUUUAAUUUGCGAUGAGGAAAAAGACACAUAUAGGUGGUUGCUACAACAACUGAAAGUGGCAAUGAAUGGGAAAGCACCUGUUUCGGUGAUCACAGAUGGUGAUUUAUCAAUGAAGUUCGCCAUUGAGAAAGAGUUUCCUAAUGCACAUCAUAGAUUAUGUGCAUGGCAUCUGAUUCGCAAUGCAACAAGUAACAUUGGCAAGCCCCAGUUUACCUCCAUGUUUAAAAAGUGUAUGCUAGGCGACUAUGAAAUUGAUGUAUUUCGUCAAAAGUGGUUUGAAAUGGUUGAGGAAUUUGGUGUCGAAAACAAGAAUUGGGUCCUAGAUAUGUAUAAAAAGAGACAUUCAUGGGCAACUGCACAUAUAAGAGGGAAGUUUUUUGCUGGUUUCCGGACUACUUCUCGGUGCGAGGGAUUAAACUCGAUCAUUGCAAAGUAUGUCAACUCAAGGUACAAUCUGGUUGAGUUCAUUCAACACUUUAAUCGUUGUGUCGACCAUAUAAGGUGGAAAGAGGUCCAGGCUGACCUCGCCUCUGUGAAUGGGAGACCCAGUUUGCAAACCUGUUUUCAACAGUUAGAGAGGAGUGCUGCCAAUGUUUACACCCUAUCAAUAUUUCAUAUGUUCCAACCAAUCCUUGUACGGGCUGCAUCAAUGAAGGUAAUAAAUAUGAGGCAAACUGGCUCUUAUGUGAUUUACUCUGUCGCUUUAGACCGAACGCCAAAUGAGACGUGGCGUGUAUUCUGUUGUGACAUUGAGAUGGAAUUCAAUUGUUCAUGUAUGAGAAUGGAAUCAUUUGGCAUACCUUGUGAACACAUAAUUUGUGUCUUGGUGCAUGAAGAUAUAGAGGAGUUGCCAAGGUCAUUAGUCUUGCCUCGGUGGACCAAGACUGCCAAAGUUAGUUUCCAAAAUGCUCGAGGGCUUCAUUGGGAUUCUUUGAUGCUAAGUCAAUACGGUUGUUUGAUGGAUUGGUUUAGACAACUAGCUAACUUUGCUUGUCGAGAUAACGAGAGAUUUAUCUUUAUACGGGAAAUGGCUAUGAAUUUGUUGAAACAAUUUAAGGAGGAAGAUGCUGCACAAAAAGAGUUGGUCAAUGAUGCAGAUAGUGUAAGAGAUGGUGUGCAAGUGGAUAAUUCUGGAGCUGGGCUCGCAACCAAUGAUCUCGGACAUAGCAUGCCAAGGGACCCAAGAAAAUGUAGGACAAAAGGGGGGGCUUCACAGUUCAAUAAAAGAAAACAUCGAUGUGGACAGUGUGGCAUGGAGGGCCACAAUCGAACAACUUGUCGUGUUCGUCGUGGCAUCUCACAGUCAGAAGGCUGGGGAAAUGACUCGGAUGAUCACAUGAACAUUGAAGAUGACUCAUUGGUAUAUGAUGAGAAUGCUUCGUACAGUAGCAACGAAGUGAUCCUAUAUUAUGCUAGAUUCUUUGCUGUGGAGCAUAAAGGUGCCGGAUUAUUCUCAAGGAAAUGUGGUGAAUAUUUAUUUGUUCUUCUUAGAGGCCAUAAGAAUGGACGAGAGGCUGUCAAGUACUUUGGACCAGCACCUGGUGUGCCCCAUAGUCACACCAAGCCCUAUUUCAUUUUUAGUUCAGUUUUCCUUCCCUCAAAGGGGAAAAAGGAUUGGAACUCGCUCAACAAUUUUGGUUUAGUUGCUACCGUUUUAUUGAAAACCAUGAAAGGAUUGAUGAGUAGAAAUUCUUCAUUUGUUCGUGAUCGUUAA